UUUUUGUACAACAACUAGAGGGUAAAGGAUCAAGCCUCCAACCUCUAGAAAGAAGGUCAUACCAAUUACGGUUGAGCUAAACUCGUUUUGACGAUUAAAAUCAAUAUGAAUGUACAUACCAUAAAUUUCACAUAUUGUAUUUGUGCCCUAACAUAUGUAAAAUCAAGAUACCCUUACACUUUUUCAUAUGUUUAAAAAAAUACUCUUAUACUUUCAAAAGUUGCAAUAUUACCCUUGAACUUUCAUAAACAUUUCAAAAAUACUCUUGGAGUAGAAAUUUGUUAGAAUUUGGAUGAAAAUUGAGAUGUGAAAUGGUGUAAUAGGUGACAUAGACUGAAAAUUUGAAUCACCAUAUCGUUUUAGGUCAUCCUCACACAGUUUCAAGUCUUGAUUUCUAUUCGAAAUUUUAAAGAAUUUAUACUCUAAGUGUAGUUUUGAAACAUUUAUGAAAGUUGAGGGAUAAUAUUGCAACUUUUAAAAGUAUAGAGAUAUUUUUAAGCAAAAGAAAAUUCAGGGGCAUUUGUUAUAAUUGAGCCUAAAAUUAACAAAAGAAUAAGUGAAAAAAAAAAAAAAUCCAAACCCUAAUAAAAGGGGAGGACUAAGAACCCUAAAACCCACAAACACAAGUUUAUAGGUGACAAAAUAAUUGUCUCUCUCUCUCUCAGUUCCCUUUUGACCAAUAUGGAUUCUUUUCCACAAUAAUUUACCAAAAAAGAUUAGAAUAAAUGCAAAAUAGGGAAAAAGUAUAGACCCAUAUAGGAAUAAGGUAUUAGGCCUUGAAAUCACAGCCAACAAUGGUGGGAAGAUUUGCAAAACCCACAAACCAAAAAGUUUUCAUUUUUAUUCCCUAGUCCAUAAAACAAAAACAAACACUUGAUCAUAAUAUGAAUAAAGAAUAAAGAAAAAGGAACUAGAAGUGACAAAAAGACUAGUUUUUUAAACACCCCCCCUAAAGAGAGCUUUGAUUUGCUUUCCCCAAAAGUUUGAAAAUUUAUGACUUAAUAUGACUCUUUUUUAAUUUUCUUUAGGACUUGGAGGACUUGAAAAUAAAUACCCAAAAGUAAUAUGAAGAAAUUUGAAGGAUCUAAAGUUGAAGAAAAAAACAGAAUUGCCGUUAUCAUACCAUCCUUCAAGUCACGUGAGCUGCGCCUCCUUUCUGACAAGCCUUCUUUUGCCAUAGUCCUUCCAUUGCAUUAUAGCUAUGGCGAAUGGCGCUUAACCUCCUCCUCCUCCUCCUUCUUCUCUUUGUUUAAUUUCUCUUUCUGCAAUAGCCAUGGAAGUUAAGGUUGCCCAUCUUCGUGUUUUUGUAGCCCGGGUUUAGAACAUUGAGAUAUCAUGGUUUUUCAUAUGGGUAUGGAGUUGAAACGCUUUUUCAUUUUCAUUGUUUGCUUCGAGCUCUGCAUUUUGAGCUCCAAUGGCGCUACAGUCCAGAAUGAGAUUAUUAUCGAGAGAGAAAGCUUGAUUUCUUUCAAAGCUUCGUUAGAGACCUCUGAAAUUCUGCCAUGGAACUCAUCGGUCCCUCACUGCUUUUGGGUCGGAGUUUCUUGCCGACUCGGUCGAGUUACAGAGCUCUCUCUUUCAUCUCUUUCACUCAAAGGCCAGCUCUCUCGGUCCCUUUUCAACAUUUUGAGCCUCUCUGUUCUGGACCUUUCAAACAACUUCCUCUAUGGUUCAAUCCCACCUCAGAUAUCCAAUCUUCGAAGCUUGAAAGUGCUCGCUCUCGGCGAAAAUCAGUUUUCCGGCGACUUCCCUAUCGAACUAACUGAGUUGACUCAGUUGGAGAAUCUCAAGUUGGGGACUAAUUUAUUCACUGGUAAAAUCCCGCCGGAGCUUGGAAAUUUGAAGCAGUUACGGACCCUUGACCUCUCCGGCAAUGCCUUCGUCGGAAAUGUUCCACCUCACAUCGGAAACUUGACAAGGAUUUUAUCCUUGGACCUCGGCAACAAUCUUUUAUCAGGUUCACUCCCAUUGACCAUCUUUACUGAGCUUACAUCUUUAACUUCUCUGGACAUUUCAAACAACUCGUUUUCGGGUUCAAUCCCACCUGAAAUUGGUAAUCUAAAGCAUUUGACUGGCCUUUAUAUCGGCAUUAACCACUUUUCCGGUGAGUUGCCUCCUGAAGUUGGUAACCUUGUAUUGCUGGAGAACUUUUUUUCGCCGUCUUGUUCUUUAACUGGUCCAUUGCCUGACGAACUAUCCAAGUUGAAAUCAUUGAGCAAACUGGAUCUUUCAUACAACCCACUUGGGUGUUCUAUCCCAAAAACGAUUGGUGAAUUGCAGAACUUGACUAUAUUGAAUCUUGUUUACACUGAGCUCAAUGGUUCUAUUCCUGCCGAGCUUGGGAGGUGCAGAAAUUUGAAAACAUUGAUGCUUUCAUUCAAUUUUCUAUCUGGAGUGUUGCCACAAGAGCUUUCCGAGCUUUCCAUGUUAACAUUUUCUGCUGAGAGGAAUCAGCUUUCUGGGCCAUUACCUUCCUGGCUUGGCAAAUGGGAUCAUGUCGAUUCUAUUUUACUCUCGAGUAAUCGGUUUACCAGCGAAAUCCCACCUGAGAUUGGAAAUUGCUCGAUGCUUAAUCACCUUAGUUUGAGCAAUAACUUGUUGACAGGUCCAAUACCCAAAGAAAUUUGUAAUGCUGCAUCCUUGACAGAGAUUGAUCUUGACAGUAAUUUCCUUUCGGGUACGAUUGAUGACACAUUUUUGCUGUGUAAAAACCUUACACAGUUGGUUUUGGUAGACAAUCAGAUUGUUGGUGCAAUACCAGAAUACUUCUCAGAUCUUCCCCUACUGGUAAUCAACCUUGACUCCAACAAUUUUACAGGUUCAUUACCAAGAAGUAUAUGGAACUCGAUGGAUUUGAUGGAAUUUUCUGCUGCAAAUAACCAGUUAGAGGGUCAUCUCCCUCCGGAAAUUGGUUAUGCAGCUUCCCUUGAGAGGCUUGUUCUCAGCAACAACAGGUUGACAGGCAUAAUACCGGAUGAGAUUGGUAAUCUCACAGCCCUUUCUGUUCUAAAUUUGAAUUCAAAUCUGCUUGAAGGAACUAUACCUGCCACGCUCGGAGAUUGCAGUGAACUUACCACAUUGGACCUCGGAAACAACAGUCUACAUGGGUCGAUUCCAGACAGACUUGCAGACCUUACUGAAUUACAGUGCCUAGUUCUUUCAUACAACAAUUUAUCUGGAGCAAUACCUUCCAAUCCGUCUGCUUAUUUUCGACAGUUGACCAUUCCUGAUUUGAGCUUUGUUCAGCAUCAUGGUGUUUUCGAUCUGUCUCAUAAUAGAUUGUCUGGUACUAUACCUGAUGAACUGGGAAACUGUGUUGUAGUGGUGGAUCUCUUACUCAACAACAAUCUACUUUCUGGAGCAAUUCCUAGAUCUCUCUCUCAGUUAACAAACCUCACAACCUUGGAUUUAUCUGCCAAUAUGCUUACUGGUCCAAUUCCUGCAGAGAUUGGCAAUGCUCUCAAGCUCCAAGGCCUGUAUCUUGGGAAUAAUCACCUCAUGGGAAUGAUCCCUGAGAGCUUCAGUCAUUUGAGUAGCUUGGUGAAGUUGAACUUAACUGGUAAUAAAUUAUCUGGUUCGGUUCCAAAAACUUUUGGUGGUCUGAAGGCAUUAACUCAUUUGGAUUUAAGUUAUAAUGAGUUGGAUGGUGAUCUUCCUUAUUCUCUGUCCAGCAUGUUGAAUCUUGUGGGGCUUUAUGUACAGGAGAACAGGCUUUCUGGUCAGGUUGUUGAACUUUUCCCAAGUUCCAUGACAUGGAAGAUUGAAACAUUGAAUUUGAGUAAUAACUAUUUUGAGGGUGUACUUCCGCGAACAUUGGGCAACCUUUCAUACUUGACGACAUUGGAUCUUCAUGGAAAUAAGUUCACAGGGGCAAUCCCUUCAGAUCUUGGGGAUCUUAUGCAACUUGAAUACUUAGAUGUUUCGAACAACAGGCUAUCUGGGGAGAUUCCAGAGAAAAUAUGCAGCCUCAUCAAUAUGUUUUACCUGAAUUUGGCAGAAAACAGUCUUGAAGGUCCAAUUCCGAGAAGUGGCAUUUGCCAGAAUCUAUCCAAAAGUUCACUUGUUGGUAACAAGGACCUCUGUGGGAGAAUCCUUGGUUUCAAUUGCCGUAUCGAAAGCUUAGAGAGAUCUGCAGUCUUGAAUGCUUGGAGCAUUGCUGGGAUUAUCAUUGUUAGCGUUCUUAUAGUUCUAACUGUGGCAUUCGCGAUGCGAAGACGGAUUAUUAGAAGCCAGAGAGAUAAUGAUCCAGAGGAAAUGGAGGAAAGCAAAUUAAACAGUUUCAUAGACCCCAAUCUCUAUUUCUUAAGCAGCAGCAGAUCAAAAGAGCCUUUAAGCAUCAAUGUGGCCAUGUUCGAGCAGCCCCUUCUGAAAUUAACGUUGGUUGAUAUAUUGGAAGCAACCAAUAACUUCUGUAAAACAAACAUUAUUGGAGAUGGAGGUUUUGGGACCGUAUACAAGGCGACAUUGCCUAAUGGAAAAGUUGUUGCUGUGAAGAAGCUAAGCGAAGCGAAAACACAGGGGCAUAGAGAAUUUAUUGCCGAAAUGGAAACUAUAGGCAAAGUAAAGCACCAUAAUCUUGUUCCACUGCUUGGCUACUGUUCUCUUGGGGAGGAGAAACUCCUUGUGUAUGAGUAUAUGGUGAAUGGUAGCUUGGAUCUUUGGCUGAGAAACCGAACCGGUACUCUUGAAGUCCUUAACUGGGAGACUCGCUUCAAAGUCGCUUCAGGCGCAGCUCGUGGAUUGGCAUUUCUUCACCAUGGAUUCAUACCCCACAUCAUUCAUAGAGAUGUUAAAGCAAGCAAUAUACUCCUCAACCAAGACUUUGAACCAAAAGUUGCCGACUUUGGAUUGGCAAGAUUGAUCAGUGCUUGUGAGACUCAUGUUACGACUGAGAUUGCUGGAACCUUUGGUUACAUCCCACCGGAGUACGGGCAGAGUGGGCGGUCGACUACAAAAGGCGACGUCUAUAGCUUUGGUGUGAUUCUACUGGAAUUGGUGACUGGGAAGGAACCAACUGGACCCGACUUUAAAGAGAUUGAGGGUGGAAAUCUGGUCGGUUGGGUGAUUCAGAAGAUCAACAAGGGUCAGGCUGCAGAUGUUCUAGAUGCCACAGUUCUGAAUGCUGAUUCCAAGCAUAUGAUGCUUCAAACUCUUCAGAUUGCUUGUGUUUGUUUAUCAGAAAAUCCUGCUAAUAGACCUUCGAUGCUUCAGGUAUUGAAGUUUCUUAAACGGAUCAAAGAUGAGUAAAUUCCAGAGUUUCAUAGAAUUGGAACUUGGAAGGAUAGCAAAAGAUUGUACUUUGAGUUGAGAAUAACACUGUAAAGAAGUAUUUAGGAGUAUAUGCUCAAAAUCCUUCAGUUGUAAUCCAUUUUAUAUCAACUAAUGUAAUCCAAUCUUCCUUUCUA
Molecule: messenger RNA, 5405 nt
Organism: Benincasa hispida (wax gourd)
Lineage: Eukaryota; Viridiplantae; Streptophyta; Magnoliopsida; Cucurbitales; Cucurbitaceae
Gene: EMS1
Product: Leucine-rich repeat transmembrane protein kinase
Biological process (GO): protein phosphorylation
Molecular function (GO): protein kinase activity; receptor serine/threonine kinase binding; ATP binding
Source: RefSeq, a predicted model, not a curated record